Molecule: messenger RNA, 2964 nt
Organism: Carassius gibelio (silver crucian carp)
Lineage: Eukaryota; Metazoa; Chordata; Actinopteri; Cypriniformes; Cyprinidae
Product: E3 ubiquitin-protein ligase HACE1
Exons: 13
Coding region: 19-1644 (541 amino acids)
Biological process (GO): protein polyubiquitination; positive regulation of protein catabolic process; proteasome-mediated ubiquitin-dependent protein catabolic process
Cellular component (GO): nucleus
Molecular function (GO): ubiquitin-protein transferase activity
Source: RefSeq, a predicted model, not a curated record
CGUGUUGCUGUCUAGCCUAUGGAGCUGUUGUGGCACUCUCUUGAUGAAUGGCUGGUCCUCAUCUCCACCGAGCUGGAUAAAGAGAGCACAGACGCAACAACCUCCUCCUCAGGAAACGACAUUGCAUCACUCUUCUUGAAAAAGCAGGAGGUCGACCCUUCUGUUUCCAGCGAAAAUCCCCCUCUGUUGCUGGACGCCAAGUCCGUGAUGAAGACGCCGGAGGGCUACGCCGAUGGUCAGGAUGUCAUCUCUAUGAUAGCCAAUCGCCUGAGCGCUGUGAUCCAGGCCUUCUACAUGUGCUGUUCCUGUCAGAUGCCACACGGCAUGACCUCCCCUCGAUUCAUCGAGUUUGUCUGUAAACAUGAUGAAGUGCUCAAGUGUUUUGUGACAAGGAAUCCCAAAAUAAUCUUCAACCACUUCCACUUCCUGCUGGAAUGUCCUGAACUCAUGUCUCGCUUCAUGCAUAUUAUUAAAGGACAGCCAUUUAAAGACAGGUGUGAGUGGUUUUAUGAGCAUCUUCUUGCUGGACAGCCAGACUCGGAUAUGGUGCACCGGCCAGUUAAUGAAAAUGAUAUUCUUCUUGUUCACAGAGACUCAAUAUUCCGAAGCAGCUGCGAGGUUGUGUCCAAGUCAUCCAAUGAGAAACUCAAACAAGGCAUUGCAGUGCGGUUUCACGGUGAAGAGGGAAUGGGUCAGGGGGUGGUCAGAGAGUGGUUUGACAUUCUGUCCAAUGAGAUCAUCAACCCGGACUAUGCACUGUUUACACAAUCAGCCGAUGGUACCACGUUUCAACCCAACAGUAAUUCUUCUGUAAACCCAGAUCAUCUGAACUACUUCCGAUUUGCUGGUCAAAUCCUGAGUCUGGCUCUCUAUCAUCGACAGCUGGUGAACAUCUACUUCACACGCUCCUUUUACAAGCACAUACUAGGCAUCCCAGUGAGCUAUCAGGAUGUGUCAUCCAUCGACCCAGAGUAUGCUAAAAAUCUGCAGUGGAUUCUGGACAAUGACAUCAGUGACCUUGGCCUUGAGCUCACCUUCUCUGUAGAAACAGAUGUGUUUGGAACUAUGGAAGAGGUCCCUCUCAAACCAGGAGGAAUUGCAAUUCAGGUCACCCAAGACAACAAGGAGGAGUAUGUGCAGCUGGUGACGGAGCUCAGGAUGACCCGAGCGAUUCAGCCGCAGAUCAAUGCCUUCCUGCAGGGCUUUCACACUUUCAUCCCCCCCUCGCUCAUCCAGCUCUUUGAUGAAUAUGAGCUGGAACUGCUGUUGUCAGGCAUGCCUGAAAUUGAUGUGAUGGACUGGAAGAAGAACACAGAGUACACUAGUGGCUACGACCUGCAGGAGCCUGUCAUACAGUGGUUUUGGGAAGUGGUUGAAAAUCUCACUCAAGAAGAAAGAGUCCUCCUCUUACAGUUUGUUACAGGAAGUUCAAGAGUCCCUCAUGGAGGAUUUGCUUUUCUGAUGGGCGGCAGCGGUCUGCAGAAGUUUACCGUUGCCGCUGUGCCCUACACAUCAAACCUACUGCCUACCUCUAGCACAUGUAUCAACAUGCUGAAACUCCCAGAAUACCCCAGCAAGGCUGUCCUGCGUGAUCGUUUGCUGGUUGCACUGCAUUGUGGGAGUUACGGAUACACCAUGGCGUGACGCCGGCUUCUGAGUUUGCUGAGGAUUCUGCUCUGUGGACACACAAGGCACACAUGGCUCAGUUCAGGGAUUCUACAACACUUCGACUCAAAAGCCUUUAUAUUUCAUUUAUUUUUGGCACUAGGAAAUGUAUGACAAGGACAUCGGUGAAUAAUGACAUGAAUUAAUGAGACAUCAGGCACUGGGGCUGUUUUCUACACGUGAAAAGGAUGUUCAGGUCACAUUUCGCCGUAAAUUCAAAAUAAGGAUGUUUUGUUUUUCAUUGCUGUAGUACUCAUUUUUUUCUGUAUCACACCAAAUGCACAACUAUUAUAAUUUUAUAUUUUUGCUACUUUUUUUUUUGUAUUAGUAUUAUUAUUUAUUCAAAUCCUUUACAAUUUUACUUUUAUUCUUAUAUAUAAUGUACACACACUUUUUUUUUUCUUUUUUUUUUUUUCAAAAAAUAAAUUUCAUCAUAAAAAUAGGUUGAAUAUAUACGUUUUUUGGUGACAUAUGACCUAGGCAUGCUCUUCACGGGUUUCUUGAGGUUCACUCUUGCAUAUUUGCAAAUGACUGAAUCCAAACGGCCUGUUACAUGCGAAAGUCAGAUUUCUUUUACAUUAUUACAUGUACUCCAGGCUGUAUUAUUUCAGUUAUCUGAUGCUGUUCAGCUCACGUCAUGCUUGGACAGCAUGUGUGUGCGGAUGAAAUAUCUAUAGCUUUCAUCACUGCUCACAAUGGUCAACACAUUAUUGAAAGUGGUCAUUUUGAGCAGUUGUCUCUUUUGUUUUGUUUGAAUUGUUUUGUUGCGUUGUUGUAUUGGUCUCUUGUGGCACACUUUCAGUUAGUAGUCUAGAAAGUUCCUUACUCUCUCAUGAUUAUUGUGCCAUAUAUAUUUGUAUGUACUCAAAUGUAUUUAGUUAUAUAUGAGGUUGUCAGCAAAGUCCAGGAAUUCUUCAUGUUAUAUCCGGUGUCUAAAUUGUUUAUGUGCUGCCAAGUUAUUCAGUAUAAAUGAUCAAAUAAUGUUAUAGGUGUGCCAAAUAUUCACUCAAGCAAAUCAUAUAAUUUUCUCAUAAGGACAUGUCAUGAAAUGAUUUUGGAAAGGAAAGUCAUAUAAUUUAAGGAAUGUGUCAUAUCUUUACUAUUGGUUGUGGUUCAAGUGAAAAUGAAGAUAUGUAUCAAAUGUAUUUAUUCUGAUUUAUCAUGAUUUUGGAUUUAAAUUUGUUUUUGUACUUGUAAUAACUGUACUGUAAGUAUUCUGUACAAUCUUUUGGAUAUUACAGACGGGCAUCCAAAAUAUUAAAGUAUGCUUUUUAUUAAAAAUCAACCUAACUGAUGCUA